Acanthaster planci (crown-of-thorns starfish) is the source of this 6507-nucleotide messenger RNA. RefSeq lists its product as uncharacterized. The record is from RefSeq and is a predicted model, not a curated record. Gene Ontology annotation, molecular function: metal ion binding; RNA binding. Lineage: Eukaryota; Metazoa; Echinodermata; Asteroidea; Valvatida; Acanthasteridae. Gene Ontology annotation, biological process: negative regulation of DNA-templated transcription. Gene Ontology annotation, cellular component: nucleus.
AACAAUGACGCUCUUUUGAUCAUGCGCAAUGCAAAAUUUCAGUUCGCCAUGACGUCGAAAUUUGCGAGUGGUAGAUUGUCGGCCCCAACAAAAAUUGCCGAUAUCUGCUUAAAACGGUGAGAAGAACGCAGGACACGCGAACAAGUAUAACCGUUACGGUUUAGAGAACACAACAGAAGCAACCUUGCCAGGAGAACUGGUCGGUAAACGACCGCAAAUGGCUCUCGAAAGUCUGUUUGAAACGCCCCCACCUCUCGUGAACAGUAACAAUGAAACACUUACGAUGAGUGAGAAGUCUGUGUUUGAAAGGGAUGAUGAUGUGGAUGAUGAUGCGGAGGAGGGUGAAAUUCUUGAGGAUGGAGAAUUACCAGAAUCUGAUGGAGAAGGAGGCUGGGAAAGUGCCCCAGAAGACCCAGACACCCAGCCCGCAGUCGAGGAACAGCCAGGUUCAGAUGGGGAAGGGGCCGGUGACCCGCAGUCCAGGGGUCAGGGGUCGUACAGAGACCAGGAGGAGGAGGCAGAGGAGGACACUGAGGAAAUGGCAGAGUAUCAUCACCGGUCCUCGUCGCAUCGGAAGAAAAGGAAGAAGAAGCAUCGCCGGGAGAGAGCCAAGAGAAGGCGACGCCACCGAUCAGGCAGUGGCGACGAUGAUGCGACCCCACCCGGUAGCCCCAAUCCACAAGGGGACUUCCUGGAUCGGAGCUACCCACCACGACGAAAUCUGUCCCGUUACGACUCUCCGCCUGAUUAUGACUCGCCCCUGGAGGAAGAGUUUGGCAUGUCCCAGAAGUCGAGGGACAGAUCCCAGGGGUACUUUGUCCCGUCUGACUACUGGGAAGAUGAGGAGGAAGAUGAAGGCGGCAGGAGGAGAAACAAGAGCAUGUCCAGGAACUAUGAGGAUGAAGAAGAAGAAGAAAAUCUCUUUGAUUCAGAUGAAGGAGAUGAUCACUACCAGGACAUGCUUAACCAGUCAGAGAGCUCUGGCCUUGGGCGGAGCACAGGCCGCUAUCACAUGCAGAGCCAGAGGGGCAAAGGCAAGGGGCGUGGCAAAGGCAGGGGAGCAUCUGGGCGUGGCGGUGGACACGCCCCCAAAACUGGCAGCUUCGAGGAUGCAGAGGACAUGGAGGAAUCAAGUGCUCCGGCAGGGCACGGCAGGGGAGGUGCAAGAGGGCGUGGUGGGAAGGGUAAAGGUGGAAAAGGGCGGGGCAAAGGCGCCGCUGAGGGGAUGAAAUUAAGACCUAUCUGCAAGUUUUAUCUGGAAGGAAAAUGCAAUAAGGGACCGGCGUGUACCUUCAGCCAUGCCAUUCUGCCCAACAAGAAGAUGGAACAGUGCAAGUUCUACCUCCAGGGACAAUGCCAGAAAGGAGAUGAAUGCCUCUACAUUCACGGUGAAAUGCCUUGCAAGUACUAUCACACAGGUGCUGUGUGCUACCAGGGAGACAAGUGCAAGUUUUCCCAUGAGGCACUGACUGACAACACCAGGCUUCUUCUUGGAAAGGUCUUGAAAGGUGGGCUGACGGAUGUUUAUGGGCCAGAGAUCCAACGCCAACCCCACCAAACUAGGGGCUUGCUCCCCCAUCCUACGGGUCCUCCCCAGCUGCCACUCCCAAACCCGAACCUGAACCCAUCAUCCAAGAAGAUCCCCUCACUGUUUGAGAUCAAGACCCAGCUGGUUGGGGAGGAUGGCAGACGGAUCGCUGAACAAGAACAGAAGAGAGUGAAGAGUCAAAAACAAAUGCUUAACUUUUAUGGAUCGGCCCCACCUCAAUUUGAUGAUACUCCAGAAAUUCCAUAUGAACAAGACUCUGAAAGUCAGUCCCAGCAAGGGUCAUUCAGUGGGCCAAGUGAGCAGCAAGGCUUCCAAGAGCCACCUGAUCACAGUGAACAACUAGACCUCAAGGACUCUGAAACAGAUUCCAAAAGAAUGCACCACCAGCAGCCCCCACAGAGAGGUAAAUCCCUCUUGGGAACACCCCAACAUGUCUCUGAGAGGCAGCAGAAGUCAUCACUUCUUCCCCAACCUGGCCACGGAAGGCUCCUUGAGGAGCACAAAGACCAAGUUGAACCGGACUUCCCCCAGCAGCAACAGCAAUCUCAACAGCCACAGCACUUGCAGAGGUUAAACGAGCUUCCCCAAGUUUCUCCCCAGCAUCCACAGCAGUCACCACAGCGUUCGCUUGGCUCCCCAGGACGACCUCAAUUUCAGAUGUACCAGCAGAGACCCACAGAGCCCUCUCCCCACCCUCUUAGGCCAGUCAUUGACCGGUCAGAUAACUAUGACCAUGGAGACAUUGACAUGAGGUUACCUAGGACCAAGCGCAACUCUGAGACAGGUGGACUGGUAAUUGAUGAUCCUGAAAUAUCAACAGACAGUAGUGAGAACCAAGGAGGUAGAUUGCAGGACAUUGAUGAAAGGUUCCCAAGAACAGGGAGCACCAGGAAGAGCCAAAACGAGGGAGAGGAUUACAGCCCUGUUUCCUCAAGUGUUACGACGGAACCAGCAGCUGAUGAGAAAAAGCCGGACAUUGCCAGUGUGACUCUGAACAUGCCUGCCAAGCAGAGGGCGCUGUUCAUGAGAAUACAGCAGAAGCAAGCGGAGUCUUCCGAGGAAGGAGAGGAGGAAGAUAGACAGAAGGAAGACAGCAAAAAAGUGGAAGACAGCAGCGCAGACAGAGACACCUCCCGUGACGAUGACAACUGGUACUCCAGUGAUGAAGAGGAUGGAGUUGGAGAUUCAUCAAAUUCUCUCACCACUGUCAUCAAGCAUGUCAGGGAGAAGAGUGACUCUCAAUGUGGCACUCCUGGUACAGAAAAGCCUCCAGAUUCCAGUCCGUCUUCACAACCAGCUUCCACCCAGCUUCUGCCAAAUGCCCUUGCCAGCUUGUUCUCUGCAAAGAAGCCGACAGUCGGACAGGCAUCUGACCCUAAUGUGCUAGCUCAGCAGAAUGCCCUCAGCAGCAUCCUGGGCCUGGUUAACAAAAGUACCUCGCCCGCUCCACCCACAUUACCAAAUCUUCUCAUCACUGUAAAGUCUAGCUCUGACCAAACUACAUUUCCAGAUGCAGGGGGCGACAGCUCGGUUCUCUCCAGGAAGGUGACAGAAUUUGUCUUGCUUGAGGUUACCCACAAUGAGAAACUCAAGGAUCCAAGGGCAGACAGAGAAAAGAAAGAUAAGUCCGACUUACGGCUUCGGAAGCUUCUGUGGAAAGAUAACGAGUAUACAAUCAAUGAUACAGAGAGUCGACCGACCUUAGCACCCAUUGAGCUUCUGACACCCACCGAACUAAAAUCACAGCCAGAUUUUUCUGGCGCACCAACCACUGCAACCGUAACGCCUUCUGUGCAGGCACAAACAGACCCCAGAACUAUCAGACCAGCAGACCCAAGAAUUCAGCGGCCUCGCGAUCCUAGAACUCAAAGUGGUGAAAAUAAUCAAGGCAAUAAUGAGGCAGCUGUCCAAGCCCCCCGAGAUCCAAGAUUGGCCAACCGGGACCCCAGACUGGGUGUAGGUGCAGCAGCGAAUUCAAAUCCAGCACAGGAGGGCGUUGAAAACCGGCAAAGCAAGGGGGGCUUCUUCCAACCCCCGGUAGGGAUGCAACCUCCUGGCAUGUUGGGAUUUCCUCCUGGAGGUCCGUUUCGUCCUCAGGGUCCGCAUCCACCAGGAAUGCCCCCUCAGAACCCAAACUUUCCACCUUUUCCCAAUGGUAGGUUUCCUGUUAGGUUCCCUCCUGGCAGUGGACCGCCAGGCAGCAUGAAUCAAGGACCGAGGUUCCCUCCUCGUGGUCCACCAGGCCAUCCCAUGAGGAAUCCGAGACCCAGAUUCCCUCCUCAACAGGGUAUGCCAUUCAGAGGAGCAAGGUUUGGCGAAGGCCCCAACCGAAUGCCGACCAGGGGGCCACCCCCAAAUAUGGGACCUCAACAGUUUGGGGGACCUGGCCCAAAUAUUGGACCCCCUGUGAGAGGACCUCUGAUGAGGGGUCCACCGCCAGUGAGAGGACCCCCACCAAGAGGCCAAAGUCCAAUGAGAAACCCAGCUCCUGAUAACAGGCAGGAGCCAACAUUUAGUAAUCCUUCAAGUAGCGAACCACUUUCACAAGGACCCUCAGAAUUAAGGAAUUCUGGUGCUGGUGAUGCUUCGUUAAAUCCCCCUCUCAUUACAAAUACUGGCACGGCAAAGUUGCCCCCACAAUCGAGCAGUGCACAGGAACAGGAGACAGGGCCUAAAACUGAACAAGCCGAAGCGAAGCUUGCCUCUGUGAAAACAUCUGACCCAAGAUUAUCAAGGCAGUUGAGCCUGCCUAAAGGCAGCGACACCAAAAGUCAAAUGGAAGGAAGCACUCUGAUUCGCCAGAACUCUGCUCCGGCCACAUCUCCUCGUGCCGAAAGUAAAGAAAUUAAGCAAUUUCCGAGAGACGAUUCAACCCCUACUAGUCCAUCUGCGUCAUCCAAACCUGUCAGCAACCUGAAAGAGCCGCCACUGAUACUAAGGAUUAAAUUACGGGGCGAGAACGACAAACCAGAAAUCACAAGUUCGGUGUCGGACUCUGGCUCAGACUCUGAUUUACCAGCUAGACGUUCUAAAAGGACCAAGGGGAGUGCAGGUGAUUUGGACCACGCGGGGGUCGUAGAAUCUCGCAAGAGACCCGCGGAACGGAAAAGUGGUCUUGCCGGAUUUUCCAUUCCAAAAAUUCCCAAGAAGACGGACAAGUCAGAGGCAGACUCUUCAUCUGAAGACAACACCAAGCUGACAAGUGGUUCAAUGGAGCAUCGGCAAGUCCCGUCAGCUCACCAUCGUCUGCCGCAGGUUACCAGCUCAUUCAAUCAAAGCAUAGCUCGUCCUUCAAAUCCUAAUCAGGGGUCCCCAGCUGUUAAGGCAAAGGGUGAAAGUGCUCCGGGCACUGUGGGAAAUCCAACCAAAGUAGAGCCAGAACUGACAGACCCAUCUAAGCAAGGGAUCACCCCUCCAGAUGACAUCUCCCUCAAGGACAUGUUCAACAUCAAAGACCCCACAGCUUCUCCAUUUUGCUAAGACCCCAAAUUUUUUGAAAGAGUGCUUGUCUUCUGCCAUUGAUGUCAUGUCUGGUGUUAUAAUUUUAUGAUAGUUGAUCUUAAAACUGGUAAUUUAGUGACCAGUUCAUGAAUUAAGUUUCACAAAAUUGUAAAGAUUCCAUUGUUCAUGCAAAAGGUCUUUCUUUGACAGUACAGGCCACCAACUAGUAAGAACACUAAUGUCACUGCAGUUUUAAAAUGUUGAGGCAGAGUGCCAUCCUUUGCUUUUUUUAUGAGUUUACUGCAAGAUAGCUAGCCACGAACAAUGACGUCCAAGCAGCCACUCCUGAGAGCCAUAGCAAAGCUGUAUUGCUAGUCUUGAUUAUAUACAUAUAUGACUUGAAUUGUGUGUACAUGUAUAUACAAUUUUUCCUCUGAAUGUGCACAAACUACUCAGCAACUUUCUGUGACUCGCAGGAAUGAUUUUGUAGGUUGCCACAAAGAAGGGAAGAGUCCACUGACACCAUCUUUUCCACAGUUAACUUCUUUUUGUUUCCCAAAAUAACACUCUUCAUAAGCCCAAAAAAGGAAUUUAUGUUCUAGAUUUCUUCCUGACAACUUACCAGCCACUUAUCUUUUCCCGUCUUAUUUACCUUCCAGACUUUAAAAAUAAUUUUCCUCUACACCAGAACAAUUGGUCCAGAACGUAUUCUGAGACAGCUUUGCAGUGAUGUGUGGCAUUCCAAAUUAUUAGACCAAUUAGUCAGUUCAGCGUUCCAUUGGCGCAUGUCCAAAUAAAGCGCAUCUUAGGUCAUUGGGAACAGCAAUGGGCUCACGGGUCUGCCCGAUCAUCAAGGACAUAUGCAAACUGGCCUGCAUGCUUAGUACUCUAAUGACCUUGCCUCUUUGAAACGCUGAGCUGGCUUAUUGUCGAGCCAUUGAAUGUGGGUAUGUCUUUUGCCCGGUUUUGUGGAGCUGCCGUGAAACGGAAAACAGUGCUAAACCAGUCGACUUGCACAGUAAAAAUAAGCCAAAAUUGAGUCACGAGCAGUGCACGCUAUGUGAUAUUUAGGAUGGUAUAACCUGAACUCUGAAAAGCAAGCGCAGAGGGUUUUGCAGUUCUCAAAUUAUGGUUGGAAGCUCUCGUCAAAAUUUGGCCCUGCUAAAGUUUAAUGAAUGAUAGUUGUGCUAUUCAUUGGUCUCAAAAUUAUUUAACGGACUCUCCCUCGUCAGAGGCAAGUGGCUUGGAGUCUUUGAACAAGCCUGCUAUGGUAUUUAAUUGUCGAGAAUCCGUGCAUGUACAAAAAACGAUGUCGCAUUCGAGGAUUUUAUUUUAUUAAUUUUAAGAACAAAGGAGUACAUGUAGUCGGAGCUUCGCCAUGUUCUGCGUACAAAGACAUUCUUGUUUGUCUCAAACACCAAUAGUUGUCCAUAAUGUUUUAUGUCUGUGAAUGUAAAGUGUAUGUACUUAAUGAUAAUAAAGAGUAUUAUAGUGAUUAUGUGAGCAGGGUGUGAAAA